Messenger RNA from Ustilago hordei, 2451 nucleotides. RefSeq lists its product as uncharacterized. The transcript has a single exon. Gene Ontology annotation, molecular function: amino acid transmembrane transporter activity. NCBI's taxonomy places the organism in Eukaryota, Fungi, Basidiomycota, Ustilaginomycetes, Ustilaginales, Ustilaginaceae. The record is from RefSeq and is a predicted model, not a curated record. The coding region runs from base 1 to 2451 and encodes 816 amino acids. Gene Ontology annotation, biological process: amino acid transmembrane transport.
AUGUCCACAUCGCCUUCACCGAAGAGGACAGAAGAGGCCCAGUAUCCGACAUUCUCGACACAACCGUCACAUCUCUCCCUCCACCAUGCCGACCCUCAUGAUGACGAUGAUACCCAGCAACCUGCUUCAUCUUCCUCGGCAAGCCAACUCGACACCACACCGAACCACGGUCAGCCUGCUCAGAGCUCAAAAGCCAACUCAUAUCGCUCCCGAUCGCAACACAUACAUGCCGACGAUCCGGAAGAAGCGGACAGCGACGCAGCCUCCGAAUUCGAUGCUUUUAUGCGCCAAGGCCGGAUCGAUGUAGGCCAAGCGUGGGACGACAGCAGCGACGAAGACGACAACGGCUAUCCUCUGCAUCAAGAUCGCACACUGCCACUGUCAGCGACUGGAAGCAGUGCCGCACGGAGAGGCAGAAGAAGAGCAAGGAAAGACCGUCCAGAAUCGGUGUUGCAGACCUUGCGACGGUCACGCGAGCAUCGAAAAGCAUGGUGGAAGUUUCUCACCAAUCCUAGCACCCCUGCUAGUCUUUCAGCUCCCCACGUAUCAGCAAACCUGUUCUCAGCCAGCUUGCAUCCCGCUGUGCUACUUUCAAUGCCCCACUACUUUGCACGCACUGGUGUAUUGCUCGGAACUAUCGGUCUGGUUGGUGUAGCUAGCUUAGGAGGAGUCGGUGGAGGUCUAUGGGUUGUGCUCAGUCGCUACGUCAAUGGCAGCUCAAUAGAAGCGAUUGUAGGUGCUAGCUUUGGCAGGUAUACACCCUGGAAAGGAGGUCUCGGUAGAGUCGUAUCGGGACUGCUGCUCGCCCUCUAUGCAACGGGAAGCGCCAUCAUCGGCUACUUUGCCCUCGCAGAUCUUCUCCUACAGGUGUUCUUCAACUACGCUCCUCGUGGCGUACCUCUGCAUGACCGCGCCUUUGUAACGCUAGUCGUCGGCGGUGCCAUCUCGGUGCCGCUUGUCAUCUUUCCGCUCGCCAAGCGUAACGUCAUCCGCCUCAACACAUUCUUCUCUCUAACGUUCUACCCCAUCAUCAUUACCAUCACUCUCGUCAAGAUCUACGCCAGAACCCCGUCAGUAGGAGACGCCUCAUUAUCACACACCACACAGGCAUUCUAUUCCGAGAGAGCCAACUAUGGUCGUAGUGAUCGAUGGCCGAAUGUCAACCCUUUGCAUCCACCCUCGAUCUGGGCGCCUAUCUCACUUCUGCCAUUGAUGACGCUCAGUGCAUGCCCUUUGCAGAUCCUGGCACAUCAACGCAGCCUGCGUCGGAUUGGCACCUCCCGCUCCAAUGUCAAAGCUUUCCUUGGCGCACAAGCUGGACAGGUCAUCUUCAUCAUCACCAUGGGCAUCCUCUUUGGCGUUGUGGCAGGUGUCAAUGGUGUUCAAGGCCGGCUGCGGAAGGAGGUUCACCCAAAUCUGUUUGCAUCGCUUCCGAACGACGAUCACUGGAUCAAUGUGGCGCGCAUCCUGUUUGUGGCAAUCCUGGCCACCCAUUUAGCCAUCUGCUUGACGACCGCCCGUUCAUCGUGGGGUCGAUUGCUACGCCUGCUCAACUUGAACCCGCUUCGCAAGCGCCGACCGCCCAUCCGGCUUCCUGACGAUGAGCCAACAGCAACCCCUUCGCUUGCCGCAGGAAUGAGCGCCGAGAUUGCAGCUUCCAAUGCUGAAACCGGACACCACGCGGCACAAGAUGGUUCUCAAAUAGGCAAGUGGAAGCGCAGGUGGGGCAAGCCCGCACGCAAUGCAUUGGCGGGUCUCUUGCUAUGGGGCAUCACCGCUUCGAGCGCCUAUCUGUCGGGAGCAGGCGGGUUUCGAAGGAGCGAAAAGGAAGGCGAGGAAGCUAGGUUCACGCGAGCGUCCGAGGUGCUGGGUCUCAUCGGUGCCGGUGUCGGCUUUGUGAUGCCCGGCCUUGUGUGGAUGAUUCUGUUCCACAUCCGACGUCCGCGUGCAAUACUGCCGCCAUUCGCAAGCGAUAUCGGCAAGACAGCGUCCGCCUACUUUUCCGGACCGCUCUCGAUGCUGGCACGCAACCGUAAGUACCUGUUUGGCUCGAGGGGAGCUUCGGGUCAAGGAGUGGUGGCUGAGAGGCAGCCAUUGUUGGGUGAUCAAGGAGAAGUCGUCGAAGAGGAUGAACAAGGUGAAGGGACAACGCCAUCGCAACUCGCAGCAAACCAACUUCCAGAAUUACACUCGCACCGUUCGAGCCGACACAGUGCUUCCAUGACGCUGGAUCGGGACUCACCGUCGAUUCCAAGUCAUUUAACCGAACAGACCAACCAAGAUAGGGACGAAGCGACCACCAUCCUUCUGGCACGUAAGGAACGUCAGCUUCAACGCAGAACACGUGGAAAGCGCAUCUACCAGGAUGUCGUCGUUUUCGCAGCUGUCCUGCCUUUCGGCUUUGCAUUGCUCAUCCUCGGAGCUAUCGAGCUACACCGUGGCGGCUACUGA